Molecule: messenger RNA, 2124 nt
Organism: Elgaria multicarinata webbii
Lineage: Eukaryota; Metazoa; Chordata; Lepidosauria; Squamata; Anguidae
Gene: UPB1
Product: beta-ureidopropionase 1
Exons: 10
Coding region: 36-1181 (381 amino acids)
Molecular function (GO): beta-ureidopropionase activity
Source: RefSeq, a predicted model, not a curated record
UGCCCGCCUGCCUUCCCGGGCCCAAGCGCGGCGAGAUGGCUGCCGGCGCCGGCCUCGACUGCCUGGAGCGGCACCUGCCCGCCGCCGAACUCGCAGAAGCCCAGCGGAUCCUCUACGGGGAGGCCGUCAGGCCACUAGAUCUGCCUUCUGCUGCUAUAUCAGCUGCUGCUGAUAGGAAAUUUGAACUACAGGGCUACAGAUUUGAAGCUGAACCAGAACAGUUGAGGCAGCCACGUAUUGUCCGAGUGGGACUGAUCCAGAAUAAGAUUCCGCUUCCCACAGAUGCACCCAUUGCUGAACAGGUAACUGCACUACACAAGCACAUUGAAGAGAUUGUGGAGGUGGCAACUAUGUGCGGGGUAAAUGUCAUCUGUUUCCAAGAGGUCUGGACAAUGCCUUUUGCUUUCUGUACGAGAGAGAGGCUGCCUUGGACUGAAUUUGCCGAAUCAGCAGAAGAUGGCCCAACCACAAGAUUUUGCCAGAAGCUAGCCAAGAAACACAAUAUGGUUGUGGUGUCUCCAAUCCUGGAGAGAGACGUUGCGCACGGAGACACCUUGUGGAACGCUGCCGUGGUGAUUUCGAACUCGGGUGCUGUGCUUGGGAAGAGCAGGAAGAAUCACAUCCCAAGGAUUGGGGACUUCAACGAGUCCACGUACUACAUGGAAGGGGACAGAGGACACCCCGUGUUCCAGACUCAGUUUGGGAAGGUUGCUGUGAACAUUUGCUUUGGGCGCCAUCAUCCCCUCAACUGGCUCAUGUACAGCUUGAACGGAGCAGAGAUCAUCUUCAAUCCUUCUGCUACUAUUGGGAAACUCAGUGAGUCCAUGUGGCCCAUUGAAGCGAGGAAUGCCGCCAUUGCCAACCACUGCUUCACCUGCGCCAUCAACCGUGUCGGGACGGAAGUUUAUCCAAAUCCCUUUACCUCAGGAGAUGGUGGAGAGGCCCAUCGUGAUUUCGGUUAUUUUUACGGUUCAAGUUACGUGGCUGCUCCAGAUGGGAGUCGAACCCCUGGACUCUCCCGCACCCAGGAUGGGCUUCUGGUGACUGAGAUGGAUCUAAAUCUUUGCAGACAAGUUAGUGAUAAAUGGAAUUUUAAGAUGACUGGGAGAUACAAGAUGUAUGCUGAGGAGCUUGCGGCUGUGGUUGAGCCCAGCUUUGUACCCAAUAUUAUCAAGGAGUAGCUUGCCUUGACUGCCCAGGGAAGGUGGGACAAGACCCACCUCUUUUGUCUUCUGCAGUGAACACCCCAGAACCUCAACAUGCAUGACCGGCGACUCCUUGUAGGAACGUUGGCUGGGAUCAGAAGAGCUCCCUUCAGCAGGCCCAGUGGGACUUUGGGCUUUCUUUGAACCGCAGGGCCUCUUCCCCCUGCCUCUACCAUGUCAAAAGCAGGCCCCCUUGGAAGCUUGCUAAGCGGCACAGCAGCGGUGGGGGAAGACUGAGGCACACGUCUAGUGACGCACAACAUUUUAAAAAUGGCUACAACGUGGCUUAACAUUUUCAUCUAUAGCUUAACACCAGCAUAAGGAAAUGUUUUAAUUCAGGGUGAUCUUUAAGCCAGAUGCUUACCAGGGGACUGGGGCUUUGCAAAGGUGCACAUAUCUGACCAGUCAGACAUACAAUGGAAGUAUAAACCUUCCUGUAAAAAAGUAAGAGAAACAAAUGAAGCCACCUUUUCUAUGCGCUGCAGCACAGCCAUGGUUGUAAAAAGGCUUUAGCUGAGCUAAGAAAUCAUUUAAGACAGCAAUCCUAUACCCAUUUACCUGUAAGCCCGAUUGAAUUCAGAUUAACAGUGCCUAAGGAAUUGCACUGUUAAUCUAAAGAUACUUGUGUUUCCAGUCAGAACUUGUGGAAUAGAUGCACAUUUCUGUGAAAGCUUUCUUGGAAUGGAAAAAAAAGCCUCGUUUCCUGUUUCUCACUUCCCCUGAUAAAAUCAAAUUUCAUAUUGCAAGUUCUUCAGGAUAUUUUUUUAAAAAUUAACAACUAACUGUAUUCAGCAAAGAAAGUUGGCAUGCACUGUGUAUUCGCAUUAACAACUUAAAUCUUUUAUUGAGAGUGACUUACAAACAAAAUAUAGUUUGCAUAUAAAAUGUAUCGGCAAGUAAAAUAUCCCUUUUGUUGUUA